AGGAAUACACAAGUACCCGUUUUAAAUAUCCGACAGCAGUCGACUGGGUUCUUGUUAAACCAAUUGGUGAAUAAGCUUGGAAAAAGGACAAGAGAUGUAUCUUAGUCUGGUGUGCGUCUUUGGUCUUCUGGCCGUCACAAGUGGCUCUUACCAGACUCAGCCAAUCAUUGGCGCUGCAUCAUACACAGAGAAAGUCCCCGAGGGUGGACGAAGCCCAACCGACGAUAAACGCUACACAAUAGAACAAUUGAACAGAGCCGCUAGACAUCGUAAUGUUUACAUGGAUCGGGCUGGAGGCGACCCUUAUGGUGUCAGCAGCCCUAUGGUAGCCAGGGGUAAGCGAUCUGUAGGAACUCAGCAGCUUUAUCCAGUUGGAAGUGACUUUCAUGCCAAGCCAAAACCAAUGUACGCCAGGAAACAAAUGAACAUCGAAGAAAAGAGAAACUACAUCGGUUGGUUAAACAUGCCUGCACCUGCUCUUGUUCCUCUAAAUGCAUCUCCUCCCCUUCCUUUCCAGUACCUGCUCCUUUUCCUUUUAUCCUAUAACUCCUGCUGCACCUCUACAUCUUCCUGCUCCUGCUCACCUUCUUCUUCUGCUCCUCCUCUNAAGCUUAGUGCUAUGUUAUUAAAAUGCUUUGUUACAUAUAGACUAUUCCAAAGUGACUGCUUUAAUGUGGAUUAUACUGAACUGUGA
Molecule: messenger RNA, 694 nt
Organism: Exaiptasia diaphana
Lineage: Eukaryota; Metazoa; Cnidaria; Anthozoa; Actiniaria; Aiptasiidae
Exons: 6
Coding region: 95-694 (199 amino acids)
Source: RefSeq, a predicted model, not a curated record